Drosophila eugracilis is the source of this 445-nucleotide messenger RNA. RefSeq lists its product as uncharacterized. The record is from RefSeq and is a predicted model, not a curated record. The transcript has a single exon. Bases 97 to 225 code for a protein of 42 amino acids. NCBI's taxonomy places the organism in Eukaryota, Metazoa, Arthropoda, Insecta, Diptera, Drosophilidae.
CGACUCCCAGGAAUCGGACGUGAGAAGGGAGGAAAGGCCGGAAAACAGGAAAAUACGAGGAAAAUAAAGGGGAAUCCCCCUGGAUAUCACAAAAACAUGCCUUGGCAAGGACCUCGCUUGCUCUGGCUCCACUGCCGUCGGAACUGGCGGAGUUGCAGAUACAGAAGUGGGAGCCCAAUAAUGCAGCUCUCUGUUGCUUGGAGUCGAUAUCAGAGGAUCCCGUAAUUCUGGAUUUCUUCGAAAGGCGGUGGGAGUAGUCCUUCUCGCUACUCCCAGCUAUUAUAUCUCUAAAUGAACCUAAAGAAUAUCAUAGCAACAUCAUAUCAAUCCAUAUCGAUCUAGACCCCCUAUGAUUAGCUAAUUGUUUUUAAUGUGGAAUUCUUUUGUAUUUAUAUUGGAAAACAAAUGUGAUUUUAUGUAAAUAAACGAAAUUAAACUUAUCAAG